Messenger RNA from Myodes glareolus (Bank vole), 827 nucleotides. Its product is annotated as U8 snoRNA-decapping enzyme-like. Gene Ontology annotation, biological process: sno(s)RNA catabolic process; mRNA catabolic process. The record is from RefSeq and is a predicted model, not a curated record. NCBI's taxonomy places the organism in Eukaryota, Metazoa, Chordata, Mammalia, Rodentia, Cricetidae. Gene Ontology annotation, molecular function: snoRNA binding; phosphodiesterase decapping endonuclease activity. Gene Ontology annotation, cellular component: nucleus.
UCGCUGCCGCUGUUCCCCUAGCAAAGCCCGCACUGGUGUCUCCUUCUGCUCUGCUCAUGCACCCUGCAGGCAUUGGUGGUCUAGGGUAAGAAUCUUCUGCCGAACCACGAGAGUGAACGAAAGCAAAGAUCUAUGGCCACGACUAAGAAAGUGGAAUUGGCGGAAGCCCUGGCCCUGGGGCCCACCUGGCGACAUCUUUGUUACGUGAUGCUGUAUGCGCCCGAUCCAAGGAAGCUCUUCGGUGACCGCAUCCCACUACGCUAUUCUGUACUGAUGUACAUGCGCUUUGAUGGACGACUGGGCUUCCCUGGAGGUUUUGUGUCCGAUCACAGCCCCACCCUGGAGGACGGGUUGAAUGAGGAACUGCUGAAGAGGUUGGGUGAGGGUGUGUCCACUUUCACUGUGGACCACGGUGACUACCGAAGCUCCCUCGCCCAUGCCAAGUCGAAAGUGGUGGCCCACUUCUAUGCCAAGUGUCUGACCCUAGAGCAGCUCCAGGCUGUGGAAGCCAAGGCACCGCUAGCCAAAGACUACGGAUUGGAGGUCUUCGGCCUGGUGCGGGUGCCCCUGUAUAUCUUACAGGAUGGCGUGGGAGGCCUGCCCGCCUUCCUAGAGAAUUCUUUCAUUGGUGCUUCCAGGGAGCAGCUUCUGGAAGCCCUCCAGGACUUGGGAAUUCUGGAUCCUGAAACCAUCUCAAUCGUAAAGGAACGAAUUAUACAACAGAAGCUGAGAUGAGAGACAUUGGUUGUAGGAGUCUGGGGGGGAGGGGGAUGUUUUCUGGGCCUGAGAGAUGGUAAUGGAUACCAGAUUAAAAGGCAGAAGUGUAA